Penicillium robsamsonii is the source of this 1158-nucleotide messenger RNA. RefSeq lists its product as uncharacterized. The coding region runs from base 1 to 1158 and encodes 385 amino acids. The transcript is spliced from 3 exons. The record is from RefSeq and is a predicted model, not a curated record. NCBI's taxonomy places the organism in Eukaryota, Fungi, Ascomycota, Eurotiomycetes, Eurotiales, Aspergillaceae.
AUGACACCCACUUUCAAUAUCGAAGAACUUGCACACAAAGUAUUUCAUGACAACUUUGGCGGGAUCUUGGGAAAUGAGUGUAAGCACUGGAUGGACUCCGGUGCGGAGCAUCCAUCUUCCGCCACUAUCAGCCUGACCUCUGUCGGUCUCGCUGCACUCGCCAUUGUCCAUAAAGAUCCCGAUAUGAUGGAUCUGGCGCGAAGAAAAUAUACCUUUGCUAUAAGGGUCCUUAAUAAAGCAAUUAUUGCCCAUCAGGACUCUAAAAUUGAGCAAUCUGUCGCUGGAAGUUUUAUCUUGUCUAUCUUCGAGUUGACGUUUCAGAUGAUAACAUGCGAUAACCAAUCCUCUUCACGUGCCUGGCAAAAGCAUGUCCAUGGCGCUGCUGCAUUCUUGGGCUAUUUGUGUUCUGCCAAUGGUCUGCCAGUCUCACCGGUGAAAGAACUUAUAGAGAUCUGCUAUACCACAACACUUGCGUGUCUUACCAGUGGCAAAACAGUCCCGCGAUUCUUACUGGAAUUACCAGGUCGCUUUGGAGCGUCAUCAAAUGCCUCACAAGGCGACGAGGAUCCCUUGUUGUCAGCAAUGAGACUUUUUGCUAUUAUGGGUAUCUUGGUGAAUAUUCGUAACUUGGCAAAUCAAAGCUUUGCUCCAUCAAGCCGGCUAGUUGAACUGGCCUUACAAAGUGAUCAAGCCCUCCAAAACUGGGCAACUUCACUUCCUGCAUCGUGGACUUAUCACGAGGUUCCCGAAGGACCACAACACAUUUAUCAGGACGUCUGGUAUGCUCGAAUGUGGAAUCACUAUCGUUUAGCCCGCAUUCUAGCCAACCGGAUAAUCAUCGACAAUUUCGAUAUACUGUCUCCCGCAAUGUUGUCGGGUGAUCAUUUCAAACUACAACAUGACCAGUCAUAUGAGAUCAUUUCGCUCCUGUCACAUGAGAUUUACAUCAGCCUGCCCUUCAUGUUGAACUCGGAACAAAGGCCUGCUACCUCUAUGCCGCUCUCGGCAGCCAUUUUCUUUACAAUCACUCUGUUGCAAUCUUUGUUGGAACUCACAGAUAGAGCUACUCUCAUUCAGGACUGGUCAUCUCCAGCAUCUGAGAUCCUUGGGGAGAGGUUUACUUUCACGAAGGGCAUCGUGAUGCAGAAUCUUCACUGA